CCGGCUUUUUUUAUUCUAACUGGAAUCCGCUUUGUGUUGUAUGAACAGAGUGUAGUCAGUCGAGAACCAGCUUAAUUUUUGCAUCGAUUGAAAAGUUUUGAACUGUUGAAAGGUAGAAGGAACAAUGAGCGGGGGUCUGGUGCCCAGUAAAAGUACGAUAUACGUUGGCAACCUUCCCUUUUCACUGACAAACAACGAUAUACACAAAAUAUUUGAAAAAUAUGGACGUGUUGCAAAGGUAACUAUCUUGAAGGAUCAUGCAACAAGGAAAAGCAAAGGUGUUGCUUUUGUGCUGUUUGUUGAAAAAGAUUCAGCCUUUAAAGCUGUGCGAGCUUUGAACAGAACAAAGAUGUUUGAUAGAACUAUUACAUGUACAGUAGCUAAAGACAAUGGAAGAGCAAAAGAAUUCAUCAAGAGGAAAGAUUACCCAGAUAAAUCUCGAUGUUAUGAAUGUGGUGAAGAAGGACAUCUAAGUUAUAAAUGCCCCAAAAAUUUACUCGGAGAAAGAGAACCUCCUCCAAAGAAAGAAAGAAAGAGGAAAAAGUUUGAAGGAGAGGGAGAUACAGAGGAGGAGGAAGAAGAAGACAGUGAUGAUCAAACAGAAAACCCUGCAUUAGACAGUCUGGCUGCUGCCAUAAAAUAUCAGAGAGAACAGAUGGAAAAAACAUCAAUGAGGUAUGGUGAGAGUAGUAUGUAUUUUGCUGAUGUUGAGGAGGAACCAAAGAAGAAAAAAUACAAAAAGGAUGCCUACUUCAGUGAUGAAGAGGAAAUAGAUGAUGAUACAUGAAAUAUGAACAGUUUCCAUGACAACUGCUCCUCUGUGAUGAACUCAAGUCUAAUCCCCAGACUGAAAAAGAAUGUGAUAGCCACUUGUAAAAGUACUGACUAUAUUUGAUUUAAUUGUUUUCUUGUUUAUGAUGACUGUAAGAUGUAUGAAAUCUGUAAUAAACAAUACAAUAUCUAUUUCAAACUGUUUGUAUGUUAGUAUUCUUUGAUUUUUUCAAAAUGAGACAAAAGGGGAAAAAAACUAAAUUAAAACUUACAGAGCUUAUCCUAAAGUCUUUGUCCUUUCACAAUACCAAUUGCUUAAAUAUUUUACCAAAUUGCAGUUUUAAUUCACCUUUACAAAUUUAUCAACUGGUAAAACAGUUUUUAUGGCUAAUGAAAGGUUGUAAGUAUAUAUGAAGCAAGUACAGUGUAAUGAAAAUUUACACUUACAAUCCUAUAGGACUUCAAUAAACAUAUUUACACUUUUGGUAUUUAGCUAUAUUUUGCCUCCGAAUGACCUUAGAUCUACUCCGAAUCACCUUUUGAAGUCGGGCAACAAUCACUUUUUAAUUGUGACGUCAAAUGUUUUGAAUUUUGAUGUCAAAGUUUACGGGAACCUGUGUGAUUUUACAUAAUGGCGUACAAAUUUGCAUACAAGUGUAAAUACGUCUAUUUUACAUCUGCUAUUCAAAAUAUAUAGAUGUAUUUUUUAAAUAAUAUAGCAAUUUGUAAAGUCAUAUAAAGUUAUUAAAUGUAGUCAUUUUUGAUUUUUUUGUUAUAUAAUUAUCAAGUGUAAAGUUUUUCACAUUUUUCCUUUUAAAAUGUUUUCUAUAUAUAAGAAACAGACAUUUAGUUGAAUUAAAACAUGUAAUAUUCAUUAAAAUAUAUGUGAAGUAAAAAUAUGUUGUCAAUAAGAUUCCAUGGGAGAUAAUCUGAUAUCUAUGAAUUAUUUAUUUUCACAUGAAUAAGUGAUUGGGCUCUUAUUUCCCUUUAAAACUUCAAGUAAACAUAUUUUAGAGAAAAAUAUAUUUCUCUAGUGGUCUAAAUAUUGAUUGAAAGACAAUUCUGUAACAUUUAAAGAAAAUUUACAAUUUUAAAAAAGAUUCUUUGAAAACUUUAAAUGGGACAUUAUUAUAGCAAUUCAAAAAUUACUACUGUAAAUUCAGAAAUUAUUGCGUGCAUUUAUUAUUGCGAUUUUUUUAAAAUUAACAAAAAUGCGAGUUUAACUAUUGCGAAUUUUGGAAAAGCUACGUACAGAUAUAAGUAUUUGAUAUCAGAAUGCAAGUUUUUAUUAUUGCGAUACUCAAGUAGUCGCGUUAUUCGCAUUAAUAAAAACCUCGCAAUAAUUUCUGAAUUUACAGUAUAUUACCUUUCAUAUGCCUUUACAAUUGAUAUACCUGUAAAGAAAUACAUCUAUUCAAAUUCAAUGUCAGAUGUGAAACUCAAGUCUUCCAGGGCAGUAAGUUUGAUACACUGCACUUGCCUCAUACUAACAACCUUUCACUAGCUAUGAGCUAAACUGUUUUAUGGAGAUGAUCAGUUUGUAGAAGUAAGUUCAAACUGCAAUUUUGGUAAAACAUUUACCAAUUGGUAUUGUGAAAGGGCAACAUUUAGGAUAAGAGCAGUAAAACAAAUGAUUGCAGUGUCUUUUGGCUGUGAGAUUAUAUUUGAAUAUUGUUUGUACCCUAAGCAGCCUUGUAUGUACUGUAAAUUGAAACAUGAGUAAAAUUGUCACAUCUUUAAGUGUUUAUCCACUAGAUAAAAAAACUCAUCAAUGUUACUGGAGAGAAUUGCAAUAGAUUUAAUUUCCUUAA
Mytilus californianus (California mussel) is the source of this 2582-nucleotide messenger RNA. Its product is annotated as zinc finger CCHC-type and RNA-binding motif-containing protein 1-like. NCBI's taxonomy places the organism in Eukaryota, Metazoa, Mollusca, Bivalvia, Mytilida, Mytilidae. Gene Ontology annotation, molecular function: RNA binding; zinc ion binding. The transcript is spliced from 6 exons. The coding region runs from base 125 to 787 and encodes 220 amino acids. Gene Ontology annotation, biological process: mRNA splicing, via spliceosome. The record is from RefSeq and is a predicted model, not a curated record. Gene Ontology annotation, cellular component: U12-type spliceosomal complex.